Molecule: messenger RNA, 416 nt
Organism: Solanum stenotomum
Lineage: Eukaryota; Viridiplantae; Streptophyta; Magnoliopsida; Solanales; Solanaceae
Product: 60S ribosomal protein L39-3-like
Exons: 2
Coding region: 108-263 (51 amino acids)
Biological process (GO): translation
Cellular component (GO): cytosolic large ribosomal subunit; ribosome
Molecular function (GO): structural constituent of ribosome
Source: RefSeq, a predicted model, not a curated record
GGGUAAAGGUGAUUUCUAGUGCUUUUUAAUAAGGCAGCAAGUUUGUGAGUAGGGUUUUCGAUUCCGCCGCUGUUGUGUCUGUCUCUUAGGCCAAGGCAGAACCGAAAAUGCCUUUGCACAAGACAUUCAUGAUAAAGAAGAAGUUGGCAAAGAAACAGAGGCAAAAUAGGCCUAUUCCUUAUUGGAUGCGCAUGCGCACUGACAACAUCAUCCGCUACAACGCCAAGCGCAGGCAUUGGCGCCGCACCAAGCUCGGAUCCUAAGGAUACAUACAUUUUAGGGUCAGGGGCUUCGAGUUUAGUUUUAAAUUAUAGAAUUAGGACUUUAAUUUUUGAAUUAUGUGCAAAGUUUGCACCAAGUUUCACUGUGAUGUUUGCUACUUAAUUAAAAGUUGAAAUUAUAUUUCGUUUAUCGCA